Homarus americanus (American lobster) is the source of this 1892-nucleotide messenger RNA. RefSeq lists its product as uncharacterized. The coding region runs from base 80 to 1561 and encodes 493 amino acids. The transcript has 7 exons. The record is from RefSeq and is a predicted model, not a curated record. NCBI's taxonomy places the organism in Eukaryota, Metazoa, Arthropoda, Malacostraca, Decapoda, Nephropidae.
GCUGAGCCGACAGCUGACAUCACUUUUGGCUGACACUGAGUUUAACGUCAGCAGUGAUAAAGCGAACGCCUCCGUCAGGAUGCACUCAGGUCCUCGUCUCCAACUGAUGGAGGGCUCCGUUCCAUAUAUCCCCUGCCAGAUCCGUCAUUACGAGGCGAAGGACGUGGAGAGAUGCAGUGCGGCCAGAGCAGCUAAGGGUAAGAAGACUUGGAUAGCUUUCGUCGGCGACUCCAACCAGAGGCAAAAGGUAUAUUCCUUGAUGAGAUUCCUACCACCUGAACUGAUGUACACAUUUUACCUGGGCAAUAAACAGGUAACUCGCGAAGAAUUUAGAAGGGCUGUUACCUAUCAUGUACACAGACCUCCAACCUUCGAUAUUCUUGGCCGGCGACCCUCCACGACCUCCAAGACUACUAAGACCUCUACGACCUCCACCACAACGACAAGUUCCACAUCAGAUCUUCCUGGUAGUUAUCACCUCGACACAAGUAACCAUAGUCAUAGCGAUACUGACGAUGCUGGUGGUUACAGAGGCCUUAAACGAGACUCUAAUAAAGGCAGCAGUAGUAACGAAAAAAACGAACAUGAUAACUUUAACGGUCAAAACGGUAUUAACAGUCAUAACGGCUUUAAUGGUAUGAAUGGUCAAGAUGGUAUUAACGGUCUUAAUGGUGCUAACGAUUACGGUAUUAACCGUUAUAACGCCAUCAACGGUUAUAAUGGUACUGACAGUCAUAACAGUACUAACGGUCUUAAUAAUAACGGCCAUAACGGUAUUAACGGUCAUACUGGACUUGGUGCUUAUGAUGAAAACAACGACUCGAAAGGGGAGGAGGAAGAGGAGGACCCAAGUGACUUCUCUUACUCGGAGGAGGAGUUGCUGGAGGAGGAUGUACCACUCGACUCAUACGACCUGAGGGUGACUCUGGUGUGGGCGCCAGGAGGCUCCCUCAAGAUCAUGUCGUCUUACACCGAGGAUCACCUUGAACAGAGAGUCACAAAGCUACAGGAUUGGGCGAAGGGGGAUGUCGUUCCUGACGUCAUGGUGGUGGGAUAUGCUACGUGGUUCAUAGUUAUGAGGACGGCCUUGGGUGAGUUGUCCCACUUCACCAAUCUGCACCGGCUGUCUCACCCUCUGGUCCAAACCCUCAGCCGCCUCGCUCACAAGACCCGGAUGCUUCUCUGGUCACAGAGUAGGUAUCGUUGGUUUAACUUCGAGAACGCAGAUGUCUCCCCUAACUUGAAAUACCUUCUCUACAUUACCCAAUUCAGGGACUCCCUCCCUCUCAUGGACGCCUGGCUGUGGUCGCUACUCAGGCCCACGGGGACAUGGCAAUGGGACUCGACCUUGCCUUUCAACCUGGCCAACCUGAGAGAGUGUCAAGCGUACAAACAAGCCAAGCUCUACGCCGACCCAAUCUACUCGCGCAAAGCUAGUUGGUGGCAGUGUAACGAUGUUCAACACGCCUCCUUCGAGACCAACGCCAACGAGAUUCACAUGUUGUUCAACUUCCUAUGUAACUCGUACCUGUCCACACCACAACAGUACUGUUGCUCCUGAAACAGGGAGAUCUUCCGUUCAUAUAGGCGAGGAAGGGAGUUCACGUGUUCGUUUCAAUGGGGGAGGGCGGAUCUCACGUUCACUUUGACGGCAAAGGAGGAUUUGCAAGAUUAGUGGAUACAAGCGAUAGGAUAUAUACAGAUGAAGAACGGAGACUAUUGGACAGCAAAAACUAAAAAAAUAUGAUCGUACCUGAAGUGUGACCUGUAGCCUUGACUUAACUAUGAAAAAAAGACGGAUACUUCAGUGUUAAGACGACAAGUUUCUGUAUCCUGUUUACAGUAUUACCAGUAACAGAAUCAAGAUUGUUUUAUUUUGUUAUCCCUUUAUA